AUGGGGUUUGAAAAUAAAAAUACAACGUUCGUGUAUAAAGAGCUUGAAGCGGUAGGACAGGAUGGUCUGUGUGAAGGAACCAGAAACAGCUCCGUGCACUCGGAAUUUUCUGGAACUCCCCAAAUCCGGGAUCGGCCCCGGGACGGGAAUUGGGGUCAGGGGCACCCUGACAGCGCUGCGCCCUCAGUGCUGCCGCCGUGUGGGCACAGCGGGCACUGCAGCCCCGAGCGCUGCCCGCGGCUCAGCCGGCACCGGGACUUGGACCGGGACCGGCACCGGGACCGGCACCGGGACUUGGACCGGGAUCGGCACCGGGACCGGCACCGGGAUCAGCACCGGGACUUGGACCGGGACCGGCACCGGGACCGGCACCGGGACUUGGACCGGGACCGGCACCGGGACCGGCACCGGGACUUGGACCGGGAUCGGCACGGGGAUACGGAGCUGGACCGGGACCGGCACCGGGACGCGGAGCCGGAGCGGGCCCGGGCCGGGAUCGGGACGCGGAGCCGCAGCGGGCCCGGGCCGGGAUCGGGACGCGGAGCCGCAGCGGGCCCGGGCCGGGAUCGGGACGCGGAGCCGCAGCGGGCCCGGGCCGGGAUCGGGACGCGGAGCCGCAGCGGGCCCGGGCCGGGAUCGGGACGCGGAGCCGCAGCGGGCCCGGGCCGGGCGCUCCCGGCAGGACCCGCGGCCGCUGUGCCGGGAGCGCAGGCGCGGAGCGGGAGCGGCAAUGGCGGAGCCCGGGGAGCGGCGGGGCCGGGCCGGGGACAGCGGGGGAGACUGCGGCGGGCUCGGAGGAGGGAACCCCGUGCAGUCGAAGGUCUCAUAGCCUGAGCAGGACAAUCUCUGGACAUGGAAAAUCAGUUUUUCAUUGUUACAGCACCAGCUCCAGGGAAUGAUGAAGCGGUGUCGUGGUUUUGAACUUGUGCUCAUGGAGGAAAUGCACUGGAGCAACCAACACUGCUCCACCUUUAUGGACAACCCUGUGGGUUUGGAUCUUGAUUUGUGGCUGUGAAAUCUCCUCACAGAAUCCUCUGAGGCUGACACAAAGACCAGGAACCUUUUGAGAUGGAAAGAGCCGGAGCAAGUGGAUGUGAGAAAGGAAAGUUAAAGAUGGGAAACGUUCAGGCAAGAGGUGCCGAAAAGAACUGGAGUUUCUGAUCUGAAGUCUCCAACUGCAAAUCCCCUUUGGAUUGUCACCAGUCCAGUUUUCAUGGACUGUUCACCUUGGCCAGGAGUGUCCAAUCCUGCUGGAAAUGCACUGCACCAGGAUGGCAUUUUCAUUUCGUGCUGGUGAAGACCCUCUGGGUGACCCCCAGGCACUGGAAGGGCUGGCCUGGGCUCCCAGGGCACUAAUUCCAGGAGUUGUGUUUUUGGGAACAGCACAGGAACCUUUCCCUUGCCCAGAGGAGCAGCCAGAGCCUCCCUUCAUUCACAGAUUUCCAGGAUGGAACACAAGGAAAGGAACAAGCAAUGUGGAAAUGCCCCACACUGGGAGUUGAUGGUGCUCUGGGUCACAUUUUGGAUUUCUAAUGUCAAAGGGGCAGUGUGGAGGGGUUUUUCUCUCUCUGCUCUUCAUUACUGUACUCACUGCCCUUGUUGCUCUCACUGUUACUGUGUGUUGCCAUUAACAUUAAAUUAUUGUAUUUGCCUUGGUUUCCAUGAUUAUUAAACUGUUCUGAGCUGGA
Molecule: messenger RNA, 1688 nt
Organism: Prinia subflava (tawny-flanked prinia)
Lineage: Eukaryota; Metazoa; Chordata; Aves; Passeriformes; Cisticolidae
Exons: 4
Coding region: 1-834 (277 amino acids)
Source: RefSeq, a predicted model, not a curated record